UAGUGCCAGUCAGUGCCGCCUAUCAGUGCCAUGCAUCAGUGCUGCAUUUCAGUGCCCAUCAGUGAUGCCUGUCAAUGCCCAUCAGUGCCACCUACCAGUGCCUCCUCAUCAGUGCCCAUCAGUGCCACCUAUCAGUGUCCAUCAGUGCAGCCUAUCAGUGCAGCCUCAUUAGCGCACAUCAGGGACAUGUACACUGAUGAUCAGUGUGCCCUGAUGAUCAGUGUAGCCCCAGCAGUGCCACCUGUCAGUGCCCAUCAAUGCCAGCUGUCAGUGCUCAUCAAUGCCACCUGCCAGUGCCCAUUAAAGCCUCAUCAAUGCCACAUA
This is a messenger RNA of Staurois parvus, 324 nucleotides long. The record is from the annotation of a GenBank genome assembly. NCBI's taxonomy places the organism in Eukaryota, Metazoa, Chordata, Amphibia, Anura, Ranidae.